CCUUAAGAAGCGAAAGAGGUGAAACAGGAAUUCUGACCAUCGGAAAGGAGCGCGCGGCUGGAGAUGGAACUUGGGCUGGAAGCAUUGGACCCCGACUCCAUCGAGCGCUCCCUGCUAGUGGAGGUUGAGCAUGUCCCUGUGGUUAGUUCAUUGGCAGAGGAAUGGGGUAACGUUUGGGGUUUCAAAGCUCGGCCUGAUGAUCUUCUCAUCUGCACUUACCCUAAAGCAGGGACCACUUGGAUGCAGGAAAUUGUGGACAUGGUUCAGCAUGGAGGGGACCCACAGACUUGCGCCCGUGCCCCAACGCAUGAACGCAUGCCCUUCAUAGACAUGAUCCCUCCAAAGCCCAUCCCCUCUGGUGUUGAUCAAGCAGUGGGAAUGCCCUCUCCUCGCACACUCAAAACUCACCUCCCUGUUCAGCUCAUCCCACCUUCCUUCUGGGAACAGAAAUGCAAGAUCAUUUAUGUGGCCAGGAAUGCGAAGGACAACGCAGUCUCUUAUUUCCAUUUCCAUCACAGUGGCAAACUGCUUCCCGAACCAGGAACUUGGGACCAGUUUCUACAUAAUUUCAUUGCUGGGAAGGUUGCCUGGGGUUCUUGGUUUGACCAUGUUCGGGGCUGGUGGGAAGCCAAGGACCGUCACCCAAUUCUGUAUCUCUUUUACGAAGGCCUGAAAGAGACCCCAGCCCGGGAAAUCCAGAAAGUAGCCCAGUUCCUGGGUGUGACGCUUCCGGAGCCGCUUGUGAACCAGAUUGUACAGCACACAACAUUUGAGAGCAUGAAAGAAAACCCAAUGACGAAUUACAGCACCGUGCCUUCUUUCAUCUUGGACCAAUCUGUGUCCCACUUCAUGAGAAAAGGCACUGUUGGAGACUGGAAAGAUCAUUUCACAGUGGCUCAAAGUGAAUGGCUAGAUGAAGUCUGUGCGCGAAAACUGGGGGGCAGCGGGCUGACCUUUCGCACUCAAAUCUAAGCACAACUAUGUGGCCACCAUGGAAACUUUCACCCAAAUGUGCCAGGACUAUAGAUUUUACCAGCAUUGAAUCAAAUGACUUAUGAGGCCACAAGCAAGGGCCGCACAUGUCAAUGUUUGCAUGUGGACUUUUCAAAUUGAUCGUUUUUGUAUUUUCCUUUGCAAAUUAAUUUGGAUGAAACAAUUGGGCUUGCUCACUUGUCGCAUUUUGUUACCGACAUCUUAGUCUGUGUUUUUCAAACUAUAUACAUUUCUGUCCAAAGAGCUCAGUGCGAUAUAUGUGGCCAUUUU
Molecule: messenger RNA, 1263 nt
Organism: Sphaerodactylus townsendi
Lineage: Eukaryota; Metazoa; Chordata; Lepidosauria; Squamata; Sphaerodactylidae
Product: sulfotransferase 1C2-like
Exons: 8
Coding region: 64-972 (302 amino acids)
Biological process (GO): sulfation
Cellular component (GO): cytoplasm
Molecular function (GO): sulfotransferase activity
Source: RefSeq, a predicted model, not a curated record